CGAAGACGACCGGCUUUUCGUAUCUCAUGUCCUCUAGUGGAUCUGCUUCGACAUUAAAGCACGGGACGAUCUGGUUUACGAUUCUGAACCCAUGAUCUAUCCAGUAGUCCUUGACGCUGUUUAUCUCAGCAUCAGCAAGGAAAACCAAUCCCACAAAUAUGUCUACGACGAGGAUGCUCUACGCGAGCUCUGCCGCUGCCUCGUUACGGUCACAACGUUCCUGUACCCCGAGGACAGCGAAGACGAAUCCUCACGCAGCAUAGCCACGGUUUCUUUUGCCCAUUGCACAGUGCUCGCGUAUCUUGAGUCACAAAGAAUUAAAAUGGGUCCAAUUGCAAUGUGUCCAAUUGCAAUGUUUGCGCUCGCAAAGACAUUUUAGACGACAAUUUGGCACGCGUAGUGUUCAAAGAAGCCCUGCGUCAGGGCCCGAGAACCCUAUCCGAAAACUCUCGACAUUUGUAUAGAAUAAGGCCAAUCGAGGACAUGAACUCUUGGUGCAAGUCAGCAGCAAUUUGGAUAUUG
Molecule: messenger RNA, 522 nt
Organism: Lasiosphaeria miniovina
Lineage: Eukaryota; Fungi; Ascomycota; Sordariomycetes; Sordariales; Lasiosphaeriaceae
Exons: 1
Coding region: 92-379 (95 amino acids)
Source: RefSeq, a predicted model, not a curated record